GCAACAAGUGGUGCGUCUGGCAAAUAGUAACCCAUUGUUACAAACUUACAAUGAAGCAUUCUAACCUACCCUAUUCAUCGACUCUUACUUGUGCAUUCUCCAUUCGCAUUCGCCCUCAAUUAAUCGUAGUGCCCUCGUUGGUCUGAUAUCACCAGGUCCAGCAUAAGUUCAGUUGAGUAGAAGCACUUUCGCCACCGUCAUAGAUGCUGCAUAUAUCAUGGUGAGGAGGAGGGAUAGACUCCGUGAACUUCCGGCCAAUUUACUUGACAAGAUUUUGGGAUGCAUGCCCAUUUCGGAUGCUGCUAGAUUGGCCGUUUUGUCUUCUUUCUGGAGAGAUGCGUGGUUCAGUCUUACAACUCUCGAUUUUGAUGAUAACUUCUUUUGUCACAUAAGAGACAAGUAUGAUUGGUUCUAUGCUUGUAGUGAUGAAAGGACCCAUAAACUAAUAUAUGACAAUGAUAAAAUUGAUAUCUCGGUCUCUAUGAGUUUGAAUGUAAUCAACAAAGUUCUAAUUCAGCACAAUGGACCUAUUCACAAAUUUUGCUUUGCAUUUGGGGAUGACGGGAUAGGAUCACUUAAGUCACGAGUACUAGAUAUUUAUCAAUGGCUCACUUUUGUCACACAAAAAGGUGUUGAAGAAAUUCACCUUAGGUUUGAGAGACAAGAUGGAUUCUUACUGCCAAACUGCAUCUUUUCCUGCCCAACACUCAGGAGUUUGCGUCUCUGUGGGUCGACUUAUGACACAGUAGAUGCACCUCGAAACUUACCAAAUUUCACUUCACUUUAUUUUGAAUAUGUUAGCUUUGAGCCUAGUGGUCAUGCAAUUAAUGCUCCUAUGCUUGAGAAUCUCACAUUUUUUGCAUGUGAUGAAUCCAUGUUCCAUUUUAAUAUUACUGCCCCAAAACUUGGUAUGUUAACAAUUCAAGCUUGUUCUUAUCGCCAACGUAAUGGUUAUCUUCCAAUUAACUACGCAAGUUGGGAAGCUGUUUGUACUCUUGUUCUAGAUGGAUACUCGAUCAAGAAUUUUUUUGAGCCUUUUACUACAAGGGGACUGCCACUGCAACCACCCCUACGACUAAAUGUGGAAUACUUGUUGUUGCGUGAUGACCCACUAGAGUGUGACCUUUAUGGGAAUUACAAAGUACAGGGUGAUAUUUCUCGUACAUUCAUUCAUUUGCUGCGUUUAUGCCCAAAUUUGCGCAAACUUCAUAUGGAUGUAUCGAUUAUUGAAAUGUUAGGGGAUUGUUUAGGGAAAAACUCAAAACUUUCAGAGUAUUUAUGCAGUGUGGCUGUAAGACUUUACUUUCUUGAUGCUAUGAUCUUGGGUGACGUCUCAUACACAAGCUGUAGUGAGACUUGGCUGUCUGGGAUCAAGGUGUUUCUUGCAUGCUUCCCACGACUUCAGAAGUUUGUCAUUGGAAAACACUUCAAUCUCCAAACUACUAAGAAAAUUUUGCUUUUUCCUCGUGCCUCCGCAAAAGUCAAAAUAGUUUUCAUUUAAGAACUGUAUUGUAUUCGAAUGAAUUGAAUGUAUGUAUUGAUAUUUGUACUUCAUGGGUUCAAGAAUGUACAUUUGUGUUGUUUGAGAACUCUUCUUGCCAGAGAUUUGAGACAUACUUAGCCAAGUUCAUUCAUUCUUUGGAAUUUGGGGUUAUGCCUAACCUUCUUUUUCUUGUUA
Molecule: messenger RNA, 1678 nt
Organism: Cuscuta epithymum
Lineage: Eukaryota; Viridiplantae; Streptophyta; Magnoliopsida; Solanales; Convolvulaceae
Source: the annotation of a GenBank genome assembly